Anolis sagrei ordinatus is the source of this 2332-nucleotide messenger RNA. NCBI's taxonomy places the organism in Eukaryota, Metazoa, Chordata, Lepidosauria, Squamata, Anolidae. The record is from RefSeq and is a predicted model, not a curated record.
AUGACUACCUCAAACAAGAAGACAUCAGUGGUAAACUCCUUGGCCAAAAUAUUUGACCCAAAUGCUUUACAGAGCCAGCGUCUUCCUAAUGAAGAGGAACCCUCUCCUGGUUGCCCAUUAAUAAGGGAAGAUGUCAAUAGCCCUGAAAUCAUGAGUGGGCUGGAUGCGAAGGUUGCUUCCUUGGAUCAGAAGAUAAACAUAUUGUUGACAGUGCAGGACAAUGUUCUUCAGAAGCUGGAUUGUGUUUCUCAAGAAAUAUCUUCAAUGGGAAAUAACAUUGACCUCUUGAAGGGAAAAGACAAAAACUCUGGAGUAUCCACUGCAACACCCGAAAAAUUAGAUGUGAAUGUAUUGUGCAUAGAAAUUAAUGAAAAGCUCUCUGAUAUGACGAAGAAUGCGGAACAACAAGCCAAAAGGUUAGAUGGACUGGAGCAUGUUGUGAUGGGUGUGCAUCAGCUUCUUGGUUCUUUGGUAGAAAAAUUAAAGACUUCUUCAAUUGUGGAUCUAAUGCGCAGAAAUGAAUCUCCUCGUAAGCUCCUUAGAGUUGGUGGUUAUUUGAGAAAAGAUAAAUCGGGAAAUCUUUUCCGCAUGCAGACAUUCUCAGACAAAAAAGAAAGCUUGUUCUGCAAAUGGAAUGAAAAGGAAAAGUCGUGUCUGACUGCAAAGGGAAUAAAACCUAUAAGCAAAAAGAAGAAACCUCCUGAUUCCUCAGAAGAAUCUGAUGACACAGAAAAGAUUCAUAAGCUCAACAAAGAGAAUGCUGAAAAGGCCAGUCCAUUUUUUGUUCAGAGAAGUUCCUCCAAAUCUCUUAGUCAUGAAUUAAAGGAAAAGUCAGUGGCAAGCCACUGGAAACCCCCUCUUCAGAAGACCGCAGAAAAAAGCCAGGCAGAAGAUAAUUCUAAGGAAACUCAUAAUAAACAAAGCGGCCAUGAUACAAAGGGCAUUGGAAAGAAGACUGAAGAGUGCAGAGGAAGCUCAGAAGGAUUGGGAAAAGAUGUUGAAGGAACAGAUAGCAGCAGCGAUAAAGAAAGGAAAGCACUGGAAACUACACCUGAAAGUGAAGAUGCAUCAGAAGCUGUUGGUCCAUCAAAGAGCCAGGAUCAAGAUGUGGAGCAUAAAGACUGUGGAAAGACCUCAUUUCUUCUGAAGGAUGAACAAGGCAUUAGCAGUAAGCGUCGUGUGAAUGAUGACAAAAUUGCCAAAGAUAUCAACAAAAAGAGCAGGGUAGAUAUGACAAAAAUCAGUGGCGGACACAAACCUAAAGAAGCAAUUAAACCAUGUAAGGUAGAGCCUAGUGUGUCAGACAAAAAAGGGGAGUGUGGUUCUGAAUCCAAGAUGAAGGAACAGCAUCAAGAAACAUCCAUAGAAGAGACUUGUAUAAUAGAUGAUAGCCCUCCACCUCCAGCCCCUUUUGACCAUAGGAUUGUCUCAGCAAAAAGGAUGGGGAUCAAUAGCUAUUAUCAUGUUUACAAGGGUGAAGUUUUGGGAGGGGGACGAUUUGGUCAAGUGCAUAAAUGUGAAGAAAAAUCAACAGGCAUACAAUUAGCUGCUAAAAUAAUAAAAGCCAGAAAUAUAAAGGAAAAGGAUGAAGUAAAGAAUGAGAUCAAUGUAAUGAAUCAGUUGGAUCAUGUGAACCUCAUUCAGCUGUAUGAUGCUUUUGAAUCAAAAAAUGACAUUGUCCUUGUCAUGGAAUAUGUGCAGGGAGGAGAGUUGUUUGAUCGAAUUAUCGAUGAGAACUGCAACUUGACAGAGAUAGACACCAUUUUGUUCACAAAGCAAAUUUGUGAAGGCAUUCAGUAUAUGCAUCAAAUGUACAUUCUUCACUUAGACCUGAAGCCUGAGAAUAUUCUGUGUGUGAACCGAGAGGCAAAUCAAAUAAAGAUUAUUGACUUUGGGCUGGCAAGAAGAUAUAAACCAAGGGAGAAGCUGAGGGUCAAUUUUGGCACUCCAGAAUUCCUUGCUCCUGAAGUUGUGAACUAUGACUUUGUCUCCUUUCCUACAGACAUGUGGAGUGUAGGCGUCAUUGCCUACAUGCUGCUUAGUGGAUUAUCUCCUUUUUUGGGUGAAGAUGACAAUGAGACUUUGAACAAUAUCCUUGCUUGCAGAUGGGACUUUGACGAUGAAGAAUUUGCAAAAGUAUCUGAAGACGCCAAGGACUUUAUCUCUAAGCUUCUUAUCAAAGAAAAGGGUUGGAGGAUAAGCGCAACUGCAGCAUUAAAGCAUCCCUGGCUAUCUGACCAAAAACUCCAUAGUAGACUUCUCGCUCAGAAGAAGGCUAAAAUUUCCUCCACAUCUCAGGCACUCGAAGCUCCAUAACACUGAGAAAUGGAAG